UUACGGGACAUAAAGCGGUAUAUUACCACCCAUGAUGAAGCGGGUCGAUCAGUGUUCGCCAAAUCUCUAGAUGACAAUCCUCCUGCAGCUGUGAACCCAACGCCAGCGAGUCUUUUUCUCUGUUAUGCCACACAAAAUUUUCCAGUGGAGAUCCAGCAGGAAAAGGAUAUAGAACGGUACAAACAGUUUAUCAAGAAUCCACCUGGAAUUAUCGUACCGGGAGGCUCCGCAGCGCGUAUCGUCGACUUUCCGCCGAGCUACACAUCAGCAAUGCAUCGCACUGUUAGCGUCAACUACAAUUUUGUUAUAGAGGGAGAAAUAGAGAUUAUUCUAGAUUCGGAGCAAACGAGGUUGAUGAAACCUGGAGACGUGUUAGUACAGCGGGCGAUAAACCAUUAUUGGCGAAAUCCUAGUAGUACCAAGUGGGCUAGAAUAGCAGCAGUC
This is a messenger RNA of Talaromyces proteolyticus, 444 nucleotides long. RefSeq names its product cupin domain protein. Lineage: Eukaryota; Fungi; Ascomycota; Eurotiomycetes; Eurotiales; Trichocomaceae. The transcript has a single exon. The record is from RefSeq and is a predicted model, not a curated record. The annotation marks the transcript as partial.